GUCCCCGCAGACUGUCUAAGGACAGAUUUGAUUUCCUAGUUGUUAUGUUUUGGGUUAACAGACCUCAGAUCUGUCUCUCUCACACAGUUCAAAGUGCAGUCUUCUGGUCGUUGACCCUCAGCUCAGUGUUUGGACAGUCAGACUGUUUGUCGGUCUUCACCGUGAAGAAGUAGAGAGACACAAGAAGCAGAAAAGGGGACCUCGCCAUGACGACUGAAUACCAUGACAACGCUGAAGAUGAGAGUAGCUCCUUCUGGAACAAAGAUCCGGCGCCUGUCUCUCUCUCUGGGAUCUACAGGUUCAGACGUUGGUUGUUUCCCGGUCUCACAGCUUUAGUCAUCCUGAUCCUGAUCAUAGCAGUGGGAGCCAGCAACACCAGGACGUCGAGCCGGCUGUGGUUUGUGGAGAACAGUGUUUCCAACCUGACUGAAUCAUUGAGCAGCGCUCAGCGGCUCGCCACAGACGCAGCGAGAGAAGUUCACCGCCUGAAGUUUGCUGUGGAGAGCAACAAGGACCAGCUGACCUCAGUGUCGGAGGCGAUGAAGCAGCUGUCGACUCUGGACUCCAUCAGCAGGACGGUCGCCACGCUCAGAUGUUCCCUUGCAAGCAUCAUCAACAAUGGUUCAGUAGCGAGCGGCUGCUGUCCUCUGGACUGGGACAUUUUUGGCUCCAGCUGUUAUUAUUUCAGUAGGACACCGUUGGCAUGGCACGAUGCCAGAGACUGGUGUAACGGACACGAAUCACACCUGGUUAUUAUAAACACUGACGAGGAGUGGGACUUUGUGAUCAAGCAUGCCAUGGGCGUGUUCUACUGGGUGGGUCUGACUGAUGAGAGAACAGGGAAGUGGGAGUGGGUCAACCAGACGCCGUACGUCAUGAACCGGAGGCGGUGGAAACCCGGUCAGCCUGACAGCUGGACCGCUCAUGGUCUCGGCCCCGGAGACGAAGACUGUGCUCACAUUCACAACGACGGACGCCUCAACGACCUCCAUUGCUCCGCAGGAUGCGCUACAUCUGCCAGAGACACAGCCAGCACAGCUAAACAGGCUCCACCCACUCAGGUGCUCACCUCCAUCUGAACAUGUGAUCCUGUCAGACCGACCUGUGAGUCGAGGGUCUGAGGAUGUUGCACCUGUACUGAUGUGAGAUUAGUGUUGGUGAAGGUGAACAGCUGUGAGAGCUGUGAUUGGCUGAAUGAUGUGUCACAGCCUGAUCUUCCUCCAAUAAAAACUCUUCAAUGAGC
This is a messenger RNA of Larimichthys crocea (large yellow croaker), 1243 nucleotides long. RefSeq names its product asialoglycoprotein receptor 1-like. The record is from RefSeq and is a predicted model, not a curated record. Lineage: Eukaryota; Metazoa; Chordata; Actinopteri; Sciaenidae.